This is a messenger RNA of Eruca vesicaria subsp. sativa (arugula), 795 nucleotides long. The record is from the annotation of a GenBank genome assembly. NCBI's taxonomy places the organism in Eukaryota, Viridiplantae, Streptophyta, Magnoliopsida, Brassicales, Brassicaceae.
AUGAUGGAUAACAACAGAUGGAGUCUUCAAGGUAUGACUGCUCUUGUGACCGGUGGAGCCAGUGGAAUCGGGUUUGCCAUAGUAGAGGAGUUAGCUAGUUUUGGAGCUAGAAUCCAUGUAUGUGACAUAUCUGAAUCUUUGCUCAAUCAAAGUUUAAGCGAAUGGAAAAAGAAAGGGUUUCAAGUGAGUGGUUCACUAUGUGAUGUAUCCUCUCGUCCAGAGAGAGAAACACUUAUGCAAACUGUCUCCUCGUUGUUUGGUGGCAAGCUCAACAUUCUAGUAAACAAUGUAGGGGGAGUCCGCUACAAGCCAGCAAUAGAAUAUACAGCUGAAGAUUUCUCGUUUCAUAUAUCAACAAACUUGGAGUCUGGUUAUCAUCUUAGCCAGCUUUCACAUCCUCUCCUAAAAGCUUCAGGAUCUGGAAGCAUUGUCUUCAUUUCCUCUGCUGCAGGGGUUGUUUCAGCACCCUCUAUAUCCAUCUAUAGUGCAACCAAAGGAGCUUUGAAUCAAUUGGCUAGAAACUUGGCAUGUGAAUGGGCAAGAGAUGGGAUAAGGGCCAACGCCGUUGCUCCUAAUUUUAUCAAUACUGCUCUAUCUCAACCUUAUCUUGAUGACCCCGGUUUGAAGGAGAGCUUGUUCAGUAGAACUCCACUUGGUCGUGCGGGAGAACCGGAGGAAGUUGCAUCACUAGUGGUUUUCUUGUGUCUACCAGCAGCUUCGUAUAUAACAGGUCAAACUAUUUGUGUUGAUGGAGGUCUCACUGUCAACGGCUUCUCCUAUAUAUUACAGGCUUGA